AUGGACUGGCACUUUUUUAGAACGGCCGCAGUGCUGUUCAUUUUUCUGGUGGUGGUGGAAGUUAACAGUGAAUUUCGAAUCCAGGUAAGAGAUUACAACGCUAAAAAUGGCACCAUCAAGUGGCAUUCGAUCAGAAGGCAAAAACGUGAAUGGAUCAAGUUCGCCGCAGCCUGCCGUGAAGGUGAAGACAAUUCAAAGAGGAACCCAAUUGCCAAAAUUCACUCAGACUGUGCUGCAAACCAGCAAGUUACAUACCGCAUCUCUGGAGUAGGAAUUGAUCAGCCACCUUAUGGAAUCUUCAUUAUUAAUCAAAAAACUGGUGAAAUUAAUAUAACAUCCAUAGUUGAUCGAGAGGUCACCCCUUUCUUCAUUAUCUAUUGCCGGGCUCUGAAUUCCCUGGGUCAAGAUUUAGAGAGGCCUCUUGAGCUCAGAGUCAGGGUUUUGGAUAUAAAUGACAACCCUCCUGUAUUUUCUAUGUCUACAUUUCUAGGACAAAUAGAAGAAAAUUCUAAUGCAAAUACACUGGUGAUGAGACUCAAUGCUACUGAUGCAGAUGAACCAAAUAAUUUGAACUCAAAAAUAGCCUUCAAGAUCAUAAGACAGGAACCUUCUGAUUCACCAAUGUUUAUUAUCAAUAGAAACACUGGAGAAAUUCGAACAAUGAAUAAUUUUCUAGACAGAGAGCAAUAUAGCCAGUACUCCCUUGCUGUGAGAGGCUCGGACCGAGAUGGUGGGGCAGACGGCAUGUCAGCAGAGUGUGAGUGCAACAUUAAAAUCCUUGACGUUAAUGAUAACAUCCCAUACUUGGAACAGCCUUCAUAUGCUGUUACUAUUGAAGAAAAUGCUCUACAUUCAAAUUUGGUCGAGAUGAGAGUAAUUGAUUUGGAUGAAGAGUAUUCGGCUAACUGGAUGGGAGUCAUUUUCUUUAUCUCUGGAAAUGAGGGAGGUUGGUUUGACAUUGAAAUGAAUGAAAGAACAAAUGUGGGAAUUUUAAAGGUUGUUAAGCCCCUAGAUUAUGAAGAUAUGAAGAAUCUGCAACUUAGUAUUGGUGUCAGAAAUAAAGCUGAAUUUCAUCAUUCAAUUAUGUCUCAAUAUAAACUCACAGCAACUGCAGUCUCUGUGACUGUGACAAAUGUAAUUGAAGGCUCAGUGUUCCGUCCAGGUUCAAAGACAUAUGUAGUGACUAGCAACAUGGGACAAAAUUAUAAAGUGGGAGACUUUGUAGCUACUGACCUGGAUACAGGUCGAGCUUCAACAACUGUUAGAUAUGUAAUGGGAAAUAAUCCUGCUAACCUACUCGAUGUCGACUCAAAAACAGGCAUAAUUACCUUGAGAAAUGCAGUCACUAUGGAACAGUAUCAAAUGCUUGGGGGGAAAUACCAAGGAACAAUUCUAUCUAUAGACGAUAAUCUUCAAAGAACUUGUACCGGAACAAUUAAUAUUAACCUUGAGGGUUCUGGCUGGCCAACGGGUAAUAAGGAUAAUGAGGGAACCACUACUGACAGCGGUGGUGACACCAGUACUAACACAGUCGACAAAACUUCCACUGAUUACAACACUGAUACCAAUACAGGCAGCGGCACCUAUGAUGAACAAGGUGGUCGGACACUCUCCGAUAAUGUCCAUUUUGGUCCUGCGGGCAUUGGACUACUCAUCAUGGGAUUCUUGGUCCUAGGAUUGGUCCCAUUUUUGUUGAUGUGUUGUGACUGCGGAGGCGCCCCUGGCGGGGGCGCUGGCUUUGAGCCUGUCCCCGAAUGUUCAGAUGGAGCGAUUCACUCCUGGGCAGUAGAAGGACCACAGCCGCCUCCCUUGGAUGUGGGCACUGGCUGUGUACCCCCGAUAAUAACUGGUAAUGGAAAUCUAAUUGAAUGCAUUGACACCUCAGGAGUUUACACAAAUGAGUAUGGUGGCAGAGAAAUGCAAGAUCUCGGAGGAGGAGAAAGAACAACAGGAUUUGAACUAACAGAAGGAGGUAAAACACCAGGAGUACCUGAGAUAUGUCAAGACUAUUCUGGAACAUUAAGAAGAAAUUCUAUGAGGGAAUGUAGGGAAGGAGGUCUGAAUAUGAACUUCAUGGAAAGUUAUUUCUGUCAGAAAGCAUAUGCUUAUGCGGAUGAAGACGAAGGACGCCCAUCCAAUGACUGUUUGCUCAUCUACGAUAUUGAGGGUGUAGGUUCCCCUGCUGGCUCUGUAGGUUGUUGUAGCUUCAUUGGAGAAGAUGUGGAUGACAGCUUUCUGGACACACUGGGCCCCAAAUUUAAGAAGCUGGCAGAUAUCAGCCUGGGAAAAGAAUCUGACCCAUAUCCAGACCCCAGUCCCUCUUGGCCACCUGAGAGCACCGACCCGAUCUGUCCUCAGCAGGGAACAGAGCCCGUCACUGGUGGACACCCACCCAUCUCCCCACACUUCGGCACUACCACAGUCAUCUCUGAGAAUACCUACCCCUCAGGACCUGGUGUACAGCAUCCGAUGCCUAUUCCUGAUCCUCUGGGCUAUGGUAAUGUCACUGUGACCGAAUCUUACACCACCUCUGGCACUCUAAAGCCCUCUGUCCAUGUUCAUGAUAACCGGCAUGCAGCAAACGUAGUGGUGACCGAGAGGGUGGUGGGCCCAAUCUCCGGCACUGAUCUGCAUGGAAUGUUAGAGAUGCCUGACUUGAGAGAUGGGUCAAACGUUAUAGUGACAGAAAGAGUAAUAGCACCAAGUUCGAGUCUACCCACCUCUUUGACCAUACCUGAUCCUAGAGAGUCAUCAAAUGUGGUAGUGACAGAAAGAGUCAUUCGACCGGCUUCUGGCAUGAUGGGCAAUCUAAGUAUACAUCCUGAGUUAUCAAGUGCCCAAAAUGUGAUUGUGACGGAGAGGGUUGUUUCUGGCUCUGGAAUAGGCGGAAUCAGUGGCCCUGCCGGGAUAAGUGGAGGCGGUGGCCUGGCUGGCAAUGCAGCUGGAAUAAGUGGCGGUGGCAUUGGGCUGAGCAGCCUGGGAGGAGGUGGGGGCCUGAGUAGCAGCAUGGGAGGGACAGCCACCAUUGGCCACAUGAGGAGUUCCUCGGACUUUAGCCAGACCCUUGGAUCUGCCUCCCCUAGUACGGCCCGAAGUCGAAUCACAAAGUACAGUACAGUACAAUAUACGAAGUAG
Molecule: messenger RNA, 3135 nt
Organism: Suricata suricatta (meerkat)
Lineage: Eukaryota; Metazoa; Chordata; Mammalia; Carnivora; Herpestidae
Gene: DSG1
Product: desmoglein 1
Exons: 16
Coding region: 1-3135 (1044 amino acids)
Biological process (GO): homophilic cell-cell adhesion
Cellular component (GO): desmosome; plasma membrane
Molecular function (GO): gamma-catenin binding; calcium ion binding
Source: RefSeq, a predicted model, not a curated record